GUGGAAAACAAUGGAGACGAAAAAGACGAGAUGGAUUAUUUUUUAUCCGGGAGAUGGCGUGCCUGUCCAGAUUCCCAAGCACGACGACGUCCUUCAUCUAGCUGAGAAACAAGUUGAAAAUUUGAAGAAGGAUUCUGAUGUUAAACGAUUCCUUACAUUUUCCUUCGAAAACGAAAUAUUUGCGUAUGCUGAAGAAGCUUUCAAGUAUGUCCAAUCUCGCAUGGCAGACAAAGCGGAACAACAUCAAGAGAAGUGGGGAAUGAUCGACUUGAAGAUACGUUCCCUUCUUGUGCGAAAACUACCGGAACACGACACAUCUACCUUCCUCACAUCCGACGAACAGCCAAUGGAGAACAAGAAGUUCCGGAUUCCCUCUUCUCAGCAUAUUAAAGAGAGGCUAGCUAAAAGAAGUCUACAGGAUUGUGGUAUCCGGGGUUUUUGCAGCACAGCUAAGGGGAUCCUGGUUUUUGCAGCUCAGCCUGAAGAACAUACUGACAGGAUAGAUAUUGUCAAUCGUAUUCGAGAGUGUUUUGGAGAAGAGAAAACGGAAGUAGUAUUGGUCGAAUCCAUUAUGACAUCACACUUAGUUGCCAAUGGUGAUAUACUUACGAACAAGACAUCAAGCAGUCGGAGAACUCUGGGCUGUUUCGGUAAAGUUGGCGAUUCAUUGGUGGCCAUCACCGCAGGACAUUGUGUACAAGCAGGGGAUAUGAUGCAAAUAACUGACGAAGACAACCGUUUAAUUGAGUUUGGUAACUGCACAGAAAGCUACUAUCAACAAGAUGUCGACAUCGCAAUUAUAAAGAUGCAAAGCGGACAUGGUUAUCCAAUGUGAUACACACUUUCGUAAUGAAAACGGCGAUGUUAUCGAGGCGUCCGUAUAGUAAGGAGGACUACAUACAGAGUUGGCAGGUACAUAAAAUAGGAUCAGCGACUGGACCAACUACAGGAAUUGUAUACGCUGGUGAUGCGCAUGUGUGUGAUGAAGAAGGCGUCAUAAUUAGCGGUAACUCGGACAACGACUUCUUCGCAGAACCUGGGAGAUAGUGGCUCUAUCGUAUUCUUCUAUGACCCGACUGACGUAGACAACAGACGUGUAAAGCUGCUAUCCAUCGUAUCCAAACAUAUCGAAAUGAAAUUGUCAGGAUGUAUUCCUAUUGGUCUCUACAGGAAUCCAACGCUGACUCGAAGAUUGGAUCGUGGAUUAAACAAGGUCGGUGACAAAAUCAAACUUGGUUAGUCUUGUCAGGAUGACCUAUAGCCAUCGAGUUUCGUCAGUCGUUGUCAGCCGUGAGACACCCCCAAACUGCUGUGUAUAAACCUUCACAACUUUUUCUCAAGUUCAAUCAGUGGAAUGCAGCUAUAAAACUUGUCUGGAAAUAUGAGAUGGGUGGCCUUACCAGGUGUUGUUAUCUUCGGUUUGGUCAAAAAUCAAAGAUGUUCCCUAUGGACAAUAAGACCAUUAUACUUGUAACUGAGUAUGUAUACCACAGCAGUCAGGGGUCUUUAGAGUCAGCUGUUAUUUACUUUCGUUCUAUUCAAUGCAUAUUGCGUAAAUAUUUCAUCGCCUGUUAUGGGUGGCUGUUGAUUAAAAUUAUUAUCUUUCAAUGGCAUGAUCAUACUAUUAUUUAUCAAACGAUGAAAUUCACAUAAGCAAUACAAUAUUUCCCGGUCAAAAUAGUUAAUAGGACUGUUUUGUUUUGGCCUUUUUUUACAUCAAUGAUGUUGACAAUAUCAUAUGAAAGAAAUAAGCUAAAAGUGUUUUGUCACUUUUAAAUUAAUAUUAGCUAUAGAUGUCUUAGAAUUGUAUUGUGUCACUAUGAAUCUUAAUUCAUUCUUCAAUGUCUUAUCUGUUUUCAAGAAAGCAAUAAAAUUUCUAUUAGUAUUAUUUCGAUGAAUUACUACAUUGUAGUAUCAUACGACUAUUUUAGUAUCUGUUAUGUCAGCCUGUAUGUAUGCUAUUAUUUAUUCUGUGAUAGUUCACAUUCAUUAAGUGUUGCGCUUGAUAAAAGUGCUCUUAAUUUUGGCCCGUUUCCUAACAAUACUUGUCAUCGCUAUUUGUUGAAAAGUACUUGAAAGACAUUCUCAAACUUCAUUUAAAUGUUCUAAUUAAUUCCUUCAGCGUAGUUUUAUUUUGAGAAAGAUAUUUCUGAAACAUGGUCUGUCGGUCUCCCUAAUUAUGCUUUCAAAUCUGAGACGGAUCAGAAAAGCAAAACAAAGCAUAGUAAUGUUCUGGCAACCAUGUUGCAUUUUGACAAAAGCGCUGAAAGGAUAUUUCUGAAACUUGAAGUGAAAAUUUCCCCCUGUCGCUAGUUGUGUUCGUUCAAUUUUGAGAGUAAUUGGUAUCGGAUAUGUAGGUUCCCGUCAGUUGCUUGUUGCAUCAGAGAAAUUGAAUGGCUGAGAGAUGGUAGACGAUAUUGGAAUAUAUUGAUGUUAGCAUCUCUCAGAAAGGUUAUGGGAUUUUCAGAUUACAUAAGUUUAGUAAAUUGCUUUAAAACGAUUAAGAGGGAGUCGAAAAGGGGGGAAAUGUGAAAAGUAGAGGAACGAUCACCUCGCAUAGACCUUUAUCAAGAUUGUGGAAGACAAUAUCCCUCUGUCAUAUCUUCUUAUUACUGUCGGUGAUUGUGUAAAUGUUACAUUAUCUAUAUACGUAUUUAUACUACCUGGAGGACCAUUUGGUGGUGGCCUUUGGCUAUUUAACGCGUAUAUUAUCCUCAAAGUAGAUAAAGUUAAAUAUCAUUUGUAGAAGUGACACUAAUUGCUAAACAUAUCAAAAUCAAGUAGAUGCUAAGUGCUUUAAGUAAAUACUUAUCAUUCUUUUUAAAGCACUUCAUAGACAUUUAAAUGCAAGGUCCCCUUGAGUUUAAUUGUCCAUAUUUAUUUUUGAGAGUGACCAGAUAGCUUUUUUGGUAACAUUAAUACGAUAGUUCUUUAGGAAGCGUUAAAUGUGAAAUGUUUACACACACACACACACACACACACACACACACACACACACAUAUAUAUCUAUAUCAAGACAUAUGGUUGCUAACUACUGACUAUCUUAUAUGUAAAGAUAUUUAACUAAUCACUCCCUUAUAUAUUAAUGUCUAUGGUUAUUUACUACUGACUAUCUUAUAUACAGUAUUGACAUAAAAAGAUUAUCAUCAAGGUUACCUAUGAAAAGAUCUUUCGAAACUUACGGAAUAAUAACUCCGGUUUCUUUAUUGUUCCUUAAGACAGUUUUAACCUUGAUGUCAUUAAUUCUGUGAACUUAAGUUAUCUAAUGAUAAAUGCAUAUAGACAUUCUGUGUUACAACAAAGUUUACUUUGGCAAAGUUUUUAUUACGUAAAAAGGUUGGAAACAUUUUACAAACAUUAUCAAUUGUAUUGUUUUAAUUUUUAUCGCCAAAAUAAUGUUAUUUUUGCGGAAUUGUUUACCAGAUCUCAGUCAAAAUCAUUUCAUUUUUAGAAAAGUUUUAUACAAUGUAGUUUAAAUAUCCGGGUUUUCUAUUAAUCUCUAUAUACUGUGUCGGCCUCUGAACAUGUUGAUAUUCAGUUUAAGUGUUAAUGGAAGUGUAAUGUAUGAAAUAUAAGCCGAUGUUUGCACGUUAUAUUUUACUUAUGUCAUAACAAAUAUGCGGUAAAAUGAAGUGUUAGAAUCUUUUGUUAAACCUUUAAGUACUAUAUUUUGUGAUAAAUUCUCAUAUUUGAUCAAUAAAUUUUAUGUUUCUAAA
Messenger RNA from Pecten maximus, 3716 nucleotides. RefSeq lists its product as uncharacterized. Lineage: Eukaryota; Metazoa; Mollusca; Bivalvia; Pectinida; Pectinidae. The coding region runs from base 11 to 835 and encodes 274 amino acids. The record is from RefSeq and is a predicted model, not a curated record. The transcript is spliced from 4 exons.